GUUGAGGUCAUAUUAGGGUAGAUCGAUCAACUAACAUCGGUGCUAACAUUCUUGGACGGCAGAGUGUGUAUGGACCCCACUUGGUGUGGCAUGCUUAAUAGCAAACCAAUGAGAAUUUAGAGGAAUUGCGUUCCCCAAUCAUGUCUGGAGACAUCAGAGAACAGGCUGCCUCACGCCACAAACACCGACGGCACCCCACCCACACGAAAGAUGAUGACCUCCUCGGUAGUGUUGAGUUAGACCUUUCACCAAGGACAGAGCUCUCUCCUCGGACGAAAAGGAGCCCAAGAGAUCGGUCAUUCUCCCUGGACAUUAAUGUUGAUGAGUUGAGCCCUAGAUCCCGACCAGGAGGGCAGCGGAAGACGAGCUCGACUGAUGAGGAAAUUAGUCCAAGACCGCGUACAGGAGGACGACAGAGACAGGCUAGCACGGAGGCUAAGGACAUCUUGAUUGAAAAGAUCGUCCCGGCAGAGGCCCCAUCAGCGGGAGUGACAGCCACCUUUAUAAAAUGCAAGUGCCAGGGCAAAGAACUGAGAGCCAUGAUCAACACCGCCCUUCCCAUCAAUCUGAUAUCAAAAUCGGCCGCAGCAGCGUGUGGCCUUCAAAGCCGAGCUGAUGCCAGAGUGAAGAGUGUAGAAGUUACAUUUGGAGAAGAUAGGAAAGUAAAGCUCGACCUUAAAGUCGAAAGUGAUUGCUCAGACCUCGUACUAGGAGUGGAGUUCCUCAAAAUGAAUAUGAGUCAGUUGGAUUUCGCCAACUCUGUCCUCCUCAUUCAUGGUAACACCAAGAUUCCUUUCUUGACGGGUCGUGACAUUCCUCCAAAAUAUCGCUCGAACACUACUCCAGCUUCUUCUCUUUAGGAAAGACGCAAAGAGGGCUCAAGCGGUUGUUGUUAAAAUGUGUCUAAAAUGUAUUG
Lineus longissimus is the source of this 916-nucleotide messenger RNA. RefSeq lists its product as uncharacterized. The coding region runs from base 141 to 860 and encodes 239 amino acids. Lineage: Eukaryota; Metazoa; Nemertea; Pilidiophora; Heteronemertea; Lineidae. The record is from RefSeq and is a predicted model, not a curated record. Gene Ontology annotation, biological process: proteolysis. The transcript has 6 exons. Gene Ontology annotation, molecular function: aspartic-type endopeptidase activity.